AUGUCUCGACGGGUGAAUAUACAGAGCACGAGUGGUCCACCGAGCGGUGGUGGAGGCACUGGUAGUAGGGUUGGUGGUGCUGGAAGUGGAGCCAAUGGAAGACAUGGGUCGUUGGCCGGAGGAAAUGCCGGCAACAGUGGGGGAAUGGGAGGAAGUGUCGGUGGAAGUGGAAUGGGAGGAGGCAGCUCAGGUGGAGUCGGGUCGAAAUAUGGUAAUUUUCUCACGUCUUCAUCAGGAGGCGGACCAAGACUUGGUAGUAGUGGAGGUAGCAGUGGAGGGUCGGGAGGGUUAAGUCAGGGUAGACAGCAUUUAAGUUCGUCAAUGUCAGCUCGAGAUAAUCUUUCUGAGCUGCGGUAUGUCCUGACAGAACCUACUGACGUAUAUCCAUUGCCUAAUGGAAACCAUUUACCUAAAAUCUACCCUGACUUCGAGCCUUGGAGACGGUCUAAAGAGGAAGACACAGUGGCUCUGGACUGUUUACAACGAGGGCAUCACGAACAACCGAAAGUAACAAAUGAAUCAGGGUCUGGUAAAGCGUCGAUGAUCCCAUUACUAAAACAAUGGACCAGUUUACCAGCCUUGUCGUUCUUCCUGGUGAAUGCAAUGGAAAUACGUGAACGCAACUGCCGUAUCUCAUCGAAUUGGACAUUCAAACCGCCUCCACGAGUAACAUUAACCGAUCAGAAGCGAGAAGCGUGGCUACGAGAUCUGGCUUCGCCAUCUGUACCAUUACGAAGAUUAUCAAGAACAAUUCCUCAUGGCAUUAGAAAUCGAAGUCUUUUAGAACACUGCUGCAAUAAGAGUAUUCCUAUCUCACGAGCAGUAUGGUUUGCACGGUGUGUAGGGGCCAAUGAACUGCGAGGUUUAAAGAGAAAAGGAAUGGGAAGUGGAGGGUCAUCUCAAGCUGCAGAAGCUGCUUGGAUCAGAGAUUGGUCAGAAGAGGUCGUUGGCUACAUUGAAAAGCUUAUUAAGGAGUUCCCAGCUGAUGCUACAGCCAGUUCAACUGCUACCAACAGUGCAAAUGUAAAUACGACAAGCAAUCCGGUUAAUGGAAGUAGAGGUACGACACCAGUAGCCAGUUCUCCUGCCUCAGGAAUCCCUCAACGCUCAACUCCAACACCUCGAGCAGGAACUCCACCAGUGGCAACGAGCACCGCAUCACUUUCACCUAGACAAGCUUGGAAAUUCAAGAUCGAAUAUAUGACCCGGUUAUCAGCAUAUCUUUUCUACGAACAAUUACUUGACAAGGACAUAUUUCUAAAAUGGACACUGAAGUUAUUACAUAAUGGAACGCCUGAGGAGCUACCGAUUGCACUAAUAUUUAUUCGAAUGCUUUGGAAAGAGCUGAUUUCCAACCGUAGUUAUUCUCAGCUGUUGGCUCUGGCCCUGCUUCACCAGUAUUCUACAAUCUCAAAAUUGAGUACCGAUUUAUCUCUGCAGAACGUUUUUAAAGAACUUCUUGGCAAGAUUGCAAAAUAUGCGAAAGAGUUGUUGCUCAUAUCGAGUGACUCGUUUGUUAUGCCCAAAAAUUGGCGAAUACUGGGUCCCGUAUUGAGUGAAGUAGCAAAGCCUAGUAGCGGGGCCAAUAAUGGACGUACCAGUGACACUGGUGUGGUUAGCAAUAGUAUCAACAGUAGCAGUGCAAGAGAUGACUCUGAUAUUUAUAGUCUGCUGGAAACUAUCCGAAUAAGAAACGAAUCCUUAUUAGUAGGAGGGUCACCAAUGGCAAGAGCUUCACGAAGCGGCAAAGCAGUUUUUAUUAGAAAACUGGAUGGUCUGACGGCCCCGUAUAAGUUUGAUUCUGUGUCAGCAGAUUUGAUGGUGAGUCGUCUGACACGACAAGAAAUCCUGAAUACUUUGUUUACCUGGGCAACAACGCGAAGCAGGAUAGGUCGCGAGCGGAUAUUUAUUUGUCUAGGAUUAUGCAUUCAAUGGAAACAGCGUCAUGAUUGGGAAAUUUCACCAAGUUUUUUGUCGUUCCUAAUUGGCAUUAGCAAUGUCGACUGCUAUGAUAUGGAUAACGUGUACGAUUUAGUAGCCGAGUUUGUGGACCACGGGCUUGUCAGUCUGGGAGGCUACUUUCGACAAGUUAUUUCGUCGGGUAUUCUCUUUGUGAGUAGGCUUCAAGCACGUGCCAAUACCCAGAUGCUAAUUCUGAACAAUUUGCCCCUCGUAGACAAGACCGACUCAUAUGUUUCACAACAGAGGAUGUUGCUAAGUGGAUUACGCAAAGAAGGUAGUUCCUCUACGAUUAAUGCGCAAGACGACCUUGAGCAAACUAAAUCCAUGCUGCGUGAACGACUAAAAUUUCUAUUUACGACUAGCGAGAACCCUCAUGAGGAUGAAGAUGACAGCUCAAUUACUAAAGAGGAACUCUCGAUGCUAGAAGGGUUGCGUAAAGAGUCCAAGAUCGAAAUGAGUGACUAUCUCGUGGAGGCUUUUGACUCCAGCAUUUCGAAAGGGUAA
Messenger RNA from Sugiyamaella lignohabitans, 2466 nucleotides. RefSeq names its product Srb8p (gene SRB8). The transcript has a single exon. Gene Ontology annotation, biological process: regulation of transcription by RNA polymerase II. Gene Ontology annotation, molecular function: transcription coregulator activity. NCBI's taxonomy places the organism in Eukaryota, Fungi, Ascomycota, Dipodascomycetes, Dipodascales, Trichomonascaceae. The record is from RefSeq and is a predicted model, not a curated record. Gene Ontology annotation, cellular component: mediator complex. The coding region runs from base 1 to 2466 and encodes 821 amino acids.